Pungitius pungitius (ninespine stickleback) is the source of this 3609-nucleotide messenger RNA. It is a transcript of the gene crlf3, whose product is annotated as cytokine receptor-like factor 3. Bases 144 to 1481 code for a protein of 445 amino acids. NCBI's taxonomy places the organism in Eukaryota, Metazoa, Chordata, Actinopteri, Perciformes, Gasterosteidae. The record is from RefSeq and is a predicted model, not a curated record. Gene Ontology annotation, molecular function: protein binding. The transcript is spliced from 9 exons.
GGCUGCUUUCCGGAAGAACUCGGAAGUUUCACUUGUUGGACUUGAGGGAAACUUCGGCGUUGUCUUCUGGCGACUUCGAGGUGAUUCACGACUUUUGCGGAUUAAAUGGCCGACAGAAAGCUGUAAAAGCGGGAGGCCGGAGGAUGUCUGCCGAGGUGGACGUGCUGCUGCAGGAGGCCAAAGAAAGCAUCGAGGCGGCCCAGAACUACCGCAGCGAGCUCCAGCAGCGCCUGAAUGGCCUCAACCAGGCCCGCAAGCAGGUGCGCGGCAGCUCGGGUCAGGCCCGCGAGGCCCUGCAGCGCCACUUCUCCGAGCUGCAGGCGGCGGCGACCCGUCUGCUGUCGGAGCGGCUGAGCGCCCUGCUGGCCGAGGUGGACGCCAUCGAGGCGGACAGCGUGAGGCCGCUGGACGAGUGCCAGAGCCUGAUCGAGCACGGCGUGGGGCAGGCCGACGAGCUGCUGAGGGAAGGGGAGGCUGCGCUGCGCUGCGGCCUCGGGGAGAAGGAGGACAAACUGGGCAGUUUCACCAAGAAGGCCGUGCACAUCCAGCUGGACAGCCUGCCGGAGGUGCCGGCGCUGGUGGACGUGCCGUGUGUCUCCGCCCAGCUGGACGACUCCCUGCUGAGUGUCCUGAGGGACCGAGUGUCCCGCCUGGGCUCCGUGGCGUCCCACCCGCCGGUCCAGAUCGAGGAGCUGCAGGAGAGGCCGGGCAGCAUCCUGGUCCGCUGGUGCAAGGUGGACGAGGACUUUGCGGCGGCGGACUACCGGCUGCAGCACCGGCGCUCCGCCGGGGGGCGGAGCCAGUACGAGGACGCCUACAUCGGUCGGGACUGCGAGUUCUUGGUCCUCCACCUGGACCCGCACACCGACUACCUGUUCAGGGUCAGCGCCCGCGGGGAGGGCCGCACCGAGUGGAGCCCCUGGAGCGUCCCGCAGACCGGCUACACCACGCUGGCCCCGCAUGAGUGGUGUCCCGGGUCAGAGGGAUACAUCCUGAGCAGCAGGAGGAACAUUGCCCUGCGCAGUGACUCCUCCCACACGCGCUGCCCCGUCCUCUAUUCCAACGCACCCACCUACUUCUGUGGCCAGACGCUGACCUUCAAGCUGUCAGCAGCGGGUCAGAUGGACGCGAGGGACAGUCUCGGCGUGUGUGUGGACAGCAGAGGAGGGACAGAGUCCCUUCAGAGAGACCAGGCCGUCUGCAUCUCCACCAACGGAGCCGUGUUUGUCAACGGGAAGGAGAUGACCAACCAGCUGCCGGCCGUGGCGCUGGGCUCCGCCGUGACCUUUGACAUGGAGGUGGUCAACCUCUUCCCCGUCGGCAGCGGCGACCCCGCGGAGGGGGGCCACUUCAAGCUGAGGGUCACCAUCGGCUCGGGCAGCCGGGAGGUGGUGUUCGACUGGCUGGUGGAGCAGACGGUGGACUGCCUCUUCUUCGGCUGCUCCUUCGUCCACUCCGGCUGGAAAGUUCUGGUGUUUUAACGACUUUCUUUUUUCUUUUAAUCUGCUGCAGUUUGUUUCUCUUCCGUUGUUUGUUGGGUUUGGAUUUUCCUCCGAGAAGCUUUUGGCCACAAGCUUCUCCUCGCAGCAUUUGUCCGUUUAUUCGCUGGUCUUUUUCCGCUCAUCACGGGGAGGUUUGGGGAUUAAAACCGUUAAUUAAUUUACAAGGAAACAAACAUGGAGAUUCUUUGUUUUCUGUGUUCUUUUAUGGACAAACGUAAAACUAAUAUAGUUCAUAUAUUUAUCAUUUUUCCCCAUAUUUGAAACAGCGUUUGUCUGUUGUUUGUAGAGUGAGUUUUUCUCUGAUUUUAAUGGUUUAAUAAUCUCGUCAGACACGUUUUUACCGUUUCUACUUGUUAUCCUUCUGCCUCCUGGUCUUCUACUUGGACCCUCGUCUUCCAGGUCGGCUUUUGUUUACAGCUGCGGCGUUUUUAAAAUAAAUUCUUUCCUUCGCUCAGUCAGUGAAAAACACGCAACUCACAUUUUCAUCUUUUAGUUCGACUCCAUCUGCUAAACCUGCUGCUCUUUUUUUUUUACAUCCUCGUCACUGUGAAAGUGGAACAUCGCCUCCUCGUGUCUUAUGUUUUCUAACCUCGUUCAGCCAAGGCUUUAAAGGGACAGUUCACCACAAAACACAAAGCACUCUGGGUAAUUGGGGGGGAGGAGUUCUGUGAGGUGAUGGGGUUCAUAGAGGCCGUACGUGUUCUUCUCCAGUAGGAUUACUGCAGUCAUGGAGUACCAGAACACGAUGAAGAUCAGUUAAAGUGAAUAUUUUCCCUUCUGUCUAUUCAACUGUCAAUUCGACAAAACCGGUCAUUUUAACACAGGCGUCGUUGUGCUGGAGAAUUUGACACCAUGAACACGCAGGCAACAGGAAGUGAUGCCACACAGGAAACCGCUGUAGUAGACGCCAUGAAGACGUCCUCCUGAACCCCCAGAACGAUCCCUUUAAACCCCACAGAGACGCAGAGAAGCUGAUGUUGUUUCAGAUUUCAGGAAAAGGCAAAAAGAUUCUCAUAAAAAAGCAGUUUUACAGAGAUUCUCUCCACAGACACAAAGACGCCAGUUGAGAGUUUGUCUGUCAUAGUUUAAUUAUCAGGAAGAAAUGCAUUUAAAAACUUCAAAUUAACUCCAAACUUUGGAAUCGAAGUUAAGCUUUAAAUUAUGGGACUUAAAUCAAAUCUAUUUAAAUCUGCACUUUGCUUGACUUGUUUACGUCUAAUGACUCAAAUCUUUCAUCCGGUGCAAACAUUUAGUUCAAGAAAGUUUACGCUAAACUUUAUCCACACUGAGGAUGUGACGUCACUGAAGAGCAACACACCUUUAUUCAAAGGAUUUAUUCUAAGUUUAGAAUAAUAUGGGGAAACUAUUCAUUUAUACGUUUGUCUUGUUGUUUUUUUACAUUUUAAGACCUUUUAAGUGGAUUUAAAUCUUAAACUAAAAGGACCUCACUGCCUCUCUCUCUUUUACGAAGAGUUUUACGUUUUGUAAGAUGUGAAUUUCAGUUUUUUGAUGGACUGUCUCCUUUCAAAUAUUCCAGCUGUUACGUUGAAUCAUUUGUGCGUUUGACAAUCAUCACCAGUAUUUACAUAAAGAAUCUGAGGAUCAAAGGAUCAUUCAGACUCAUCGUGAGAAGGUUCAGAAGCUUCAGGUCAGAAGAGGAGUCUCGCUUCUUCUUCUUCUGUGUCUAUGGUCGGUCAUUCCUCCUUCAUUAUGUGGUAAAAUGUUACAAAUAGGAGUUCAAAUGUGUGAUUGUGUCAGUGAAAUGCUGAAUAUUAACAACUGUGUAAAGUGCAGACUGCUGCCGGUGACGUCCUGGAUGUUCUGUUAGAUAAAGGUCACAUGAUGGAAUCUGAAUGACAUAGUGAGGCGCAUGUGACCGACGAGACAGGAAGUGUUCACAUGCAGAUCUCACCUGAAAUUAUUUUAGGGAUUUUUCGCCUUUUAAUUUAGAGACGCAUGUUGGGGUGAAUGUCUGUAUUUAUUCCUCUGUAUGUGAACUGAGGGGUGGAAGAAGUACUCGAAUACUUUAGUUAAAGUACUAGUACUACAGUGUAAAAACACUCCUGCUUUCAAAAGCUCACUCAAAUAAAAGUAUUAUCACAAUUUA